UAGAACCGCAUCGAAGUGAAGACAAGAAACACAAGAGAUCGACCGACACCGAGCCACAGGAGACCGUGUAGGUUUGAUUUUAGCGAGCCAGAGGGAGGGAUGCAGGGCGGGAAGAGCUCGAGCGCGGUGGGCGCGGCCAAAGAGGCGGUGGCGAACGUGGGCGCGUCGGCGUGGGCGGGCAAGGAGAAGACCAAGGCCGUGGUGCAGGAGACGGUGAACAAGGCCAAGGCGCACGACCCGGCGGCCAAGGCGGAGGCGGAGGCCAGGAAGCAGGAGCGGAUCCACGAGGUGGAGGCCGCCAAGCGGGACGCCAUGCGCCACAACGCCGCCGCCAAGGAGCACGCCACCGCCGCGUCCUACCACCCCACCCCCGGCUCCGCCGUCGAUGCCCGCGACGUGGAGGUGGAGGGCGCGGCCGCCCCGCGCGCGGGGAGCAGCGACGACGGCUACCUGCCGGUGUCGGGGGCGGGGCACGCGGUGGGCGAGGGCGGCGGUCACCAGCUGCCCGUGCGUGGCACGGCCGGCGGCCACUCCGCGUGAUGACGGGACUCCAUCCGAUGUGUUUUGCAUGUGACUGGCUUGGCAAAUAGCUAGUGUAGUACCUUGUGUGUUUGUUACCGCUCUUAUAUUUUUUUAGCUCUGAAGAGCUGUGCUUAUUAUGUUGUGAUUCGUGAAAUGAGUUUUUUUUCCGAGUGGAAGUGUGAAAUGAGUCGCUAUAUAACGGAGAUCCCUCUGGUUCUGAAUUCUGA
This is a messenger RNA of Triticum aestivum (bread wheat), 749 nucleotides long. RefSeq names its product 11 kDa late embryogenesis abundant protein. Gene Ontology annotation, biological process: embryo development ending in seed dormancy. The transcript has a single exon. The coding region runs from base 100 to 540 and encodes 146 amino acids. Lineage: Eukaryota; Viridiplantae; Streptophyta; Magnoliopsida; Poales; Poaceae. The record is from RefSeq and is a predicted model, not a curated record.